AUGCCUCCUGAACCCCCAAGAAAACGCAGACGCCCUGCAAAAGCAUGCGAGCAGUGCCGCCAGCGCAAAGUCCGCUGCGACCUGAACGUGCCAUGCGGACCCUGCACGCGCGCCAAAUCCGAGCUGAACUGCUCGUAUCGCGAUGGGGCGGUGGCUUCAGAGUUCCAGACUGCAGGCCAAAUCCGGUUUGAGACACAGCCUCGAGUGCAGCAUGAACGAUCGUCUAAGGUGUCUCGGCCUCGGGGAACUGCUUCAGGUAGGACCCCGAGUUUGUUGACUCCGACCUCGUCCUCGACUGAUCAUGGCGCUAUCACCGCCACUGAUGACCUACCUCAUGCCAUUCGAAACAUCCAGGACCGUCUGGAUACUCUCGAACAGAAUGUUUUGAGUUCAGGGUCAGAGGAGACGGCCAUGCGACGGCCCAGCCUAGAACGCGAGUUGCGUGCGCUGGCAGCCAGGGUCGAAACUGUUGAAGGUCAACUGAUCCGCAGUUCAAACGGUGUGGGAUCUACUGCCUCUGUGAAAGAGAAAAACUCUAUCGGGCUGAUAUCCCCACGCCUGCGAUCGUCGGCGCAGAAGGUUAAGUUCAUGGGUCCGACGCACUGGUGUAACAAGAUGGACCAGCUUUCUAUUGCCAAGGUUUUGAAUAGGAGUGACCCUGAGCCGGGAUUGAAGGACCGGAAAAUGGAUGCGGUCGAUACCAUCAAGGGGUGUCGCGAGCUACGACGGUCUAUCAAGGCCCAGCGGUCUGUUCGCUUGAAUGACCCCGUGUCGGACUUGCGUAACACGGUUCCGUCUAGAGAGGAAUGUGACGAGCUGGUGGGAUGCUAUUUGCGCACCUUCGAGGGUGUCUACCGUGUUAUCCAUGUCCCAUCAUUCUGGUCUGAAUACGAGACGUUCUGGACGCGGUCUGGGACUGAUCCAGAGACGUAUCCCUUUCUGGUGAAGCUCGUGCUUAUCCUCGCCAUCGGGACAGUAUUUUGCCCCAGUGAUAGGAACGAUAAGUACUCCCAGCAGGUCCAACAAUGGAUAUAUGCCGCGCAGUGGUGGCUGGCUGGGCCCUCCGACAAAUCCACAGCCAACCUUGACGGCCUCCAGGUAAUGUGCCUGCUCCUGGUUGCGCGGAAGGCGUGUGGUCUCGGCUCCUCGCCCUGGCUCUCCACGAGCUCCCUGAUGCGCACGGCCAUGGCAAUGGGGUUACACCGUGACCCGGCAAACUUUCCAUCCUUGUCUAAGCUGCAGGCUGAGCUGCGACUACGGCUCUGGGCGACUGUGGUGGAAUUGGUGCUCCAGGAUGCACUGGAGUCAGGCACGCCUGUCCUCAUUCCGGCGCAUUUCGACACCACCACCCCGUCCAAUGUCGAUGAUAACGAUCUAGGUCCAGAUACAGAUUCGGUAUCUGCACCACCAAUCGCCGAUCAAGUCACGGACUCGUCUGUUCAGAUUCUGCUACAAGAGUCGGUGAGAUUGCGCAUGGAAAUCCUCAACGUGAUACACAACGGUAAAGGCCAGUCCUACCAACAGGCUCUUGACCUAGGCGGGAAAAUGAGAGCUGUCUGCCGGAAUUCUGCAACAUUCCUGCGCUCUGCCAAUACGCGAUGUCGGCGCGGUUCUUCCCUAGAACUGGGGGAGUUCCAUGCCAAGUUUGUCGCUUGCCAGUUACACUGGUAUAUCCUGGCUUUGUAUAUGCCGUUUUUAGUGCAGGCAAGGAAAGACCCGCAUUAUUACUACGCGCGAAAAGCUUGUCUGGAGUCUGCGAGUGUGAUAGUAUCGUAUGUUGAUACUUCGCAACUUCCACCGCAGACGCCUGUUGGUGAUUUCUUACGCCUCUCCCUCAGCGGGAAGGGUUCGUUCAAAGGACCGCUCAGUUUGGAUGUCAUAUCAGCGCUAUGUUUAGAAAUCGUUACCCAGCUGGAAGAGGAACUCCCUCCGGAGAUGCCAGGCCCAGAUGCAGACUCAUUAGAUGGGCUCGCCGACGCGAAUCGCGACCAUCUGAUUGAGACUCUUGAGCAGAUCAAGGACCACCUCUUCCGUACAAUCGCCAGCGGGACUCCAAGCAUGAAACGGUUUGGCCUUCUAUCGGCUGUCCUGGGACAAAUCCGCGCGAUGAAAACGGGACAGGAUGUGCAGAGUGCGGUGUAUGAUGCUGCAACGCAGAGCUUCAAGGAUUGUCGUUCGGCGCUGCAGAUGAGCACUGCUCAGUUGGAUAGACCGGUCGAGGGUGCUGACAGGGAUAACAUGCCAGGCUACGAUGUCUACGAUCCGACAUUGUCUGGUCUUAACCUGAAUCUAGGGGACUCGCCGCUCGACCUCGACCUUCUGAGUCUGUUCCCGACUGUUUAUGACGGCAAUAUCCUUUCUCUCCUUGGGUGA
This is a messenger RNA of Aspergillus puulaauensis, 2373 nucleotides long. RefSeq names its product Zn(II)2Cys6 transcription factor. Gene Ontology annotation, molecular function: DNA-binding transcription activator activity, RNA polymerase II-specific; zinc ion binding; RNA polymerase II cis-regulatory region sequence-specific DNA binding. Gene Ontology annotation, cellular component: nucleus. The record is from RefSeq and is a predicted model, not a curated record. The transcript has 3 exons. Bases 1 to 2373 code for a protein of 790 amino acids. Lineage: Eukaryota; Fungi; Ascomycota; Eurotiomycetes; Eurotiales; Aspergillaceae. Gene Ontology annotation, biological process: DNA-templated transcription; regulation of transcription by RNA polymerase II.